AUGAUUAGCAUAUUCUGGUAUGCUAAUGCAUUGCCAUUUAAAUCUGCAAGCUCAGACUUCUACCCACAAAUGGUAGUUUUUAUAGCUGAGGCAGGGCUAGGUGUUAAAGGUCCAACUGCGAAGGAGCUUGCAGGGCCAUGUUUAGAAGCUGAUGUUCAUGAUGUUGAUAAGCAUAUUACACAGUUCAAGGUCUGCUGGCCAGGUACAGGAGUGACCAUCAUGAUUGACAGUUGGAAGGACAAAUCUCAUAGGUAUCUUGGCAAUUUUUUAAUAGGUUGCCCUAAGGGCAUUGUUUACCACUCUAGCAUUGAUUUAUCAAGAAAGAGACAUACUGGGAGACUGAUAUGCGCACACCUAGACAAAAUUGUAGAUGAGGUUGGGCCUGAAAAUGUGGUUCAAGUAGUAACUGAUAAUGCUUUGAAUUACAAAAAAGCAGGCUUGUUGCUAAUGGAGAGAAGACACAUUCUUUAUUGGACUCCUUGUGCUGCCCAUUGUAUUAAUUUGAUGCUCAAGGAUAUAGAGAAGCUGAAGAGGGUUAAAUAUUGUAUUUUGAAGAGCAAGUUGGUUACAAGGUUUAUAUACAAUCACACGUAUCUUCAUGCUUUGAUGAGGGAGCAUUACAUGCAAGAGAUUGUCAACGAGUCCACUGCCAGAUUCGCUACAACGUUCCUCACGAUACAAUCGAUAUUGGUAAACAAGGCAGGAUUGAGGUCAAUGAUACGCUCUAAUGAAUGGCAGACUGAUAGGGCAGCAAUGAGUUAA
Molecule: messenger RNA, 762 nt
Organism: Amborella trichopoda
Lineage: Eukaryota; Viridiplantae; Streptophyta; Magnoliopsida; Amborellales; Amborellaceae
Source: RefSeq, a predicted model, not a curated record